Aethina tumida (small hive beetle) is the source of this 764-nucleotide messenger RNA. RefSeq names its product coiled-coil-helix-coiled-coil-helix domain-containing protein 10, mitochondrial (gene Chchd2). Gene Ontology annotation, biological process: mitochondrion organization. Bases 145 to 579 code for a protein of 144 amino acids. Gene Ontology annotation, cellular component: mitochondrion; nucleus. The transcript is spliced from 3 exons. The record is from RefSeq and is a predicted model, not a curated record. NCBI's taxonomy places the organism in Eukaryota, Metazoa, Arthropoda, Insecta, Coleoptera, Nitidulidae.
AACUUUCUAGAAAUUAUCAGACGUUUAUAAGACAGCUACCAGGGGCUAUUUUUACGUAAUAGUACCUCAAAUCUUUAAGCGAAAGCAGGCUCUAUUGUGAUAAUUGUUUAUUAAGGUUGUGAUCUAGUUAAAUUUCAAUAAAACAUGCCAAGACGUGGUCGUGCUUCUCCAUCACCCUCAAGGGGUGGCAAUUUGCCAGCUCGUGCACCCGCACCGGCUCCGGCCCCAGCUCCUGUUCAAGCAGCUCCAGCCCCAUCUCAGGGUCCCGGUCUUUUCGGUCAAAUGGCCGCCACAGCUGGUGGUGUUGCUGUUGGUUCGGCAAUUGGCCACACUGUUGGGGCUGCAGUUACAGGAAUGUUCAGCGGAGGCUCUAGUGAACCAGCACCUGCCCCAGUUCAGCAACAAGCCCCACAACAGCAAUAUGCCCAGGCAGGUGCUGGUCAAAAUGAACCAGCUGGACCUUGCGCAUGGGAGAUCAAGCAGUUCUUACAGUGUGCCUCCACACAAUCUGACUUGACCUUGUGCCAGGGAUUUAAUGAGGCCAUUCAGCAGUGCAAAAUUAAAUACAAUGUUGCAUAAAGUAGUAGUACUAGCUAAUUUUAGUAUUAUUCAGAUCACAUUAUUUUAUUUAGAUCAGAUUGAAAGCAGACAUGGGUCUAUACCCUUAGUUCCUGGAUUUUUUUUACUGUUUAUUAUAUUUUGAACAAAAUAUUUUGUUAUAGAUUAUGAAGGAAGAUGUAAUAAUAAAUUUCAAAUGAAUGUUA